CACACACACACACACACACACACACGGAUACAAGCCCGCUUCUAAACCAGGGUCAGAGAAUGUUUUCUGCUAGCCUUCCUGGGAAUAAGCCCAGCUGGGGCCUAAGGUCACGUGUCCUAAGUGCUUGCAAGGCCACUGACCUCUGACCCAGUGUUCUGCCAGCCCUUGAUAACUAGGUUGUUUUGUUUUUGUUUUUUUUUUUAUUUCAAAUGUGUGGUGCUUUUAUUUUGCAUGCAUGUUGUAUAUUGUUCUCCCUCCCUUACUCCCUUACUCCCUUACUCUCUCUCUCUCUCUCUCUCUCUCUCUCUCUCUCACUCUCUCUCUCUCACACACACACACACAUACACACACACACUAGGGUAUCUGUGCAGAGAAACACUCUGGAUAUAACAGCUCAGGAAGCAGAGGCAGAAGGAUGGAGAGUUCAAGGUCAGCCUGGCCUGCAGAGUGAGUUUGAGGCUAGCCUGAGCUACACAGAGAAAUACACACUCCUUUUCAUUUAUAUAUAAAUAUAUAUUUGUAUAUAUAUAUUUAUUGAUCAUGUCUGCCCUUAUACACAGUUACAUACUAUCACACACAGCCCAAAGACACACUCGCACCCAGAACCCAUUCCCAACACCACAAGGAGAGAGCCGUGCGCUUGCACACACAGCCGGGCCCGUGCUGUGAGGAGCGUGGGCACACCCGCACACUGACUGUGGAGGCCCCCCUUCCACACGCACACUGUGAAUGCACCCUGUGCACGGGCCGGCGGGCACAGCUGUCCACACACUCACAGACACAGGGCCGCACGCCCCAAAGCCACAGACGUGCAUUUCAUCUUGAACUUUCCGUUCCUGAACCCGUGUAGCCCUGAUGACGCCAUGGGAAAACAACUUUGGACGUUCAAACAGGCCGGGCCGCUUUACAGGCCCCAGAGACAGGGGAACCCGGGGCCAGGCACUGGCUCAAGAUCCCUUGUUGCGUGACCUUGGCCAGCUCACUGUCCCUUGGCUGUCCUACAAAACGGAGAAGCCACCAAUACAAUAUCAGUAACUUCUGCCCAGGUUCUGAGGUCCAUGAACUUGACAUUUUUCUGGUCUUCUCCAUUUUAGAGAUUGGCAAGCUGAGGUCUACAUGGGAGGAACUGAUUUUUUCUCUAAGUCUCCCUGCUGGUCGACGGCAGGAAUGUCCCCAGCCUCAAGCAAACAGCAGCCCGGGCACUAUACCCUACGGACUGGAGCCCAGCCCUGUCAUUGACAGAAGCCUAGCCUCACGGGUCCUUGAGGCCCCGAGGCCUUCCUCUGCCCCUGGUGUCCCAGCAUCCCUGGUUAAAGAUAACCCUGGUGUUUACACAUCUCCGGAGCGGGAGGGGGCAAUUGAAUGGCAGCUCCAGGCCAGGCCAGCCUCCAGUGCUUACGCAGUGACUCUGAAAUACUCACUGCCCCCAGGGCACCACAGCCGUGUGUGACACUUGUCUCUCCCUGGCUUGGUCGUUCCUUCUGUAAAAUGGAAAGAAUGGUAUUGUCCCCGAGGUGAUGGGAUUAUUUAGAACAAGCUACCCAAAGCAGUGGGAAGGCAGGCCGGGGCACAGUAGAAGUCUGUUUACACGAACUUUCUUCGCUUUAUCUUUCUCCAGGUAAACAGGAGGCUGAACCUGCUGGGAUGGUGCAGGCCUUUCGCUGUCCCCUGGUCUUCCCUAGCACAAAGCUCUCUGACUGUUCUCUCUUGUUUGUUUUGAGUCUGGCAGCCCCAGGCUGGCCUCAAACUCACUCUGUCUCGCUUAGCCUAGUCUCUGACUUUUGAUCCUUCUGCCUCUGUCUUCUGAGUGCUGGGAUUAUAGAUGCUGUCCCUCGCUCUGAACGGUUAAGGGCGUCAGGGCUGCAGCUCAAUUAGCACAGUGCUUGCUUAGCGUGUGUGGAGUCCUGGGCUCCACUCCUCCUCGGCACCUCACAGCCUGAGUGGCAAUACAUGCUUGCUCCCGGAGGUGGAGGCAGGAGGGUCGGGAGAUCAAGGCUGUCCUCAGCUUUAUAGAAAGCUCAAGGCCAGCCUGAGCUAUGUGAGAGCCCAAAGAGGGGGAGCAGUUUCAUUAGCUCCCUGGGUCCUCUCUUCAGUCUAGGGAUGGAUAGUCUGAGUGAUCCCAUUGACAAAUGAGGAAACUGAGGACCAGAGAGGUUGAGUAACUUGACUGAGGCAACACAGGACUGAGCAGAACCCCAGAUCUGUUUGGCUCCCAACAGCACCUCAGUGACAAGAGGCUCCCUGUUCCUCAGCCUUCCGGCCCUCUGACAACAAAGCGGUUGCUCCUACUAAGCCAGAACCAGCCUGGCCCUGUGAAGCUAAUCAUUUAAGAGUCCCAUGCCUCAGUUUCCCCAUUUUUGAAGUAGGGAUUGUAAAGCAGAGACAGAAAUAUCCCCAUCUCACGGGGUUGCUGUGACAUCAAGGAGCUAACACGUGUAAAAGCCUGGCACCGAUCAAGAGUGGUGGCACCUGUCAUCCCAGCGUUGAGAGGCUAAGCCAAGAGAAUCUUGAGUUUGGGGGCAACCUGGGUUACAAAAUGAGUCCCAGGGCCAGUCUCAGAAAGCAAGCAGGGAAGCAAACAUACAAGGCGAGUGCGUAGCUUGAGGGGCAUGGGAGGGACAGAGAGAAUCUGAGUUUCUAAAAGUGUAGUCGGGAUGAAAACGCCCAGCCGUCCACAUAUCCUCGAAUUCUGACUGCAAGAAGAGGAUGGAGAAUAACAUGGGGGGGCCUCUGGAGCCAGCUUCCUGGGUUUAGAUCCCGGUUCUGCCUCCACUGGGGCCACACCUAAGCCACCACCCCCACCCCUGACUUUUUUCCGCUAUAAAUUUGGUCAUGGCCCGAGGGUCAUGGGAAGCCUGGGAUGCCAGUAGUGAAGUUUCAGGGUCAAGCUCGGUGGGUCUGAUGUGGAAGAGGGAGGUCACCAUGAGUGUCUGUAUCCCCGUCCUGGAUCUCGGCUUUCAGAGAGUUAAUUAGGGCGACGGGGAGGAGGGUUGGCUUUGGGGCAGGGCAGCCGUCCUACCGAGGGUGACCACCAGGGGGUGCAGCUGGCCUGGUUCUGGCCUCGUGGUGCCUCGGUGACAGGGUGGACCACACCCUCCAAGAGAAGGGGCCGGCCGGGAACAGCUAGGCUAUCCCCCAUCCCCCAGCGGCUUCUCCUCCCGCCCCUCCCAUCUGCAGUCUGCAGAGCCAUCUGGUUUCCACCCUGGGGACAUCCUUCCCACUCUCCCAACUGGGGUUGAGUGGGGACUCUGAUGAUGGGGGUUGGUUGGGAAUGCCUGGGGUAGCUCAAACCCUUGGCAGCCCCGCCCCCCUCAAAGGCCACUCAGUCCCUUCCCUGGGCCUUUUCUUACGAUGGCCCCUGACCUCCUCCUUCCUACCCUUCUGCUGGGCACAUCCCAGGCCACAAGUGGGACAAGAGUGUGGGAGGGCACACAGAAAGUACUGGAGACUUGAACCGGGCAGGGAGGUGAGAGUUGCAGACACCAGGCAGAAGGAUCAGGACAGACCACACACACACACACACACACACACACACACACACACACACACACUCCAGAGAGACAAAGGCAGAAAGACCCGAGAUCGCAGGGGUUGGGAAACAACCAAAGAAAGGUAGGGAGAGAAAGAUAUUGACAGAAAAUCCAUCCGACACUCCAGAUACAGGGAGUGAGGGAACAAGAAGCCACCAGGACAGCGCAGGUCAGCAGCAGGAUGGCCGGGCAUCCCACAGAGAUGUAGUGGUCUGCGCCUGGCAGGGUGGGGUCAGUCGGAGCCUGGGCUGGGGCAGGGGGCAUGGGAGGGGCAGGCCUUCUGUUGCUGCUGUUGGCCGGGACUGGGGCAGGAGAGGCCUGGAGUCCCCCGAAGGGAAAGUGUCCUCCACGCUGCUCCUGCUCCAAGGAGAGUUCCCUGUGUGAGGGCUCCCCUGAGCUGCCUGAGAGUUUCCCCGCUGCGCUCCUGUCACUCUCACUCGUCAGGAUGGGGGUCUCCCGGCUGAAGGCUGGCGGCUUCUUGAAGAUGCCAUCAUUACACCUGCUCCUGUUCACGUCCAACACCUUCUCCGCGAUUGAGGACGACGCCUUUGUCGGCCUGUCCUACCUGCAGUUCCUCUUCAUCGAGGACAACAAGAUCGGCUCCAUCUCCAAGAAUGCCCUGAGAGGACUCCGUUCACUCACACACCUAAGCCUGGCUAACAACCACCUGGAGGCUCUCCCCAGAUUCCUGUUCCGAGGCUUGGAGACUCUGACUCAUGUGGACCUCCGUGGGAACCCGUUCCAGUGUGACUGCCGAGUUCUCUGGCUGCUGCAGUGGGCGCCUACGGUGAAUGCCAGUGUGGGCAUGGGGGCCUGUGCGGGCCCCUCCUCCCUUAGCCAAAUGCAACUCAGUCACCUGGACCCUAAGAAGUUCAAGUGCAGAGCCACAGAACUGUCCUGGCUCCAGACUGUUGGGGAGUCGGCCCUGAGCGUGGAGCCCUUCUCCUAUCAGGGGGAACCUUACAUGGUCCUGGCACAGCCCUUUGCUGGCCGUUGCCUUAUCCUGGGCUGGGACUACAGCCUACAGCGCUUCCAGCCUGAGGAAGAGCUAUCUGCGCCCUCCGUGGUGUCCUGCAAGCCUCUGGUGCUGGGCCCCCGCCUCUUUAUCCUGGCCGCCCGCCUGUGGGGGGGCUCGCAGCUCUGGUCUCGGUCCAGCCCCGACCUGCGCCUGACCCCAAUGCAGGUCCUAGCCCCGCAACGCCUAUUGCGGCCCAACGACGCCGAGCAACUCUGGUUGGAUGGGCAGCCCUGCUUCGUGGUGGCUGACUCCUCCAAGGCCGGCAGCACCACGCUGCUGUGCCGCGACGGGCCGGGCUUCUACCCACGCCAGAGCCUGCACGCCUGGCACCGCGACACGGACGCCGAGGCCCUGGAGCUAGACGGCCGGCCGCACCUGCUGCUCGCUUCGGCCUCCCAGAGGCCUGUGCUCUUUCACUGGGUUGCAGGCCACUUCGAGAGGCGCACAGACAUCCCGGAAGCAGAGGACGUCUAUGCCACGAAACACUUUCAGGCCGGUGGAGACGUGUUCCUGUGCCUGACACGACACAUCGGGGACUCCAUGGUCAUGCGCUGGGACGGCUCCAUGUUCCGCCUGCUGCAGCAACUUCCGUCUCGGGGUUCCCACGUCUUCCAGCCACUGCUAAUUGCCAGCGACCAGCUGGCCAUCCUGGGCAGCGACUUUGCCUUCAGCCAGGUCUUCCGCCUUGAGCCUGACAAAGGGAUCCUGGAGCCCCUACAGGAGCUGGGCCCCCCGGCCUUGGUGGCUCCCAGAGCCUUUGCCCACCUCACGGUAGCGGGAAGACGCUUCCUCUUCGCGGCGUGCUUCAAGGGCCCCACACAGAUCUACCAGCACCAGGUGCGGAGCUGACGGACCGGGUGUGGAUGUCAAAGUUGCCUUCCUCCAAUGCCGAGGAUGAGGAAGAUGAUGAGGAAGCGCACUGCCCCUGUGCUCCGAGAGCCCCCACCCUGCCCUCCUCCUCUCCCUGCCCCCCUGCUCAUGGUGCUCCUUCCGCCUGGGGUCUGCACCAGCUCCUGCGUGGUCCCUGCUGGAGGUGCCCCCUCCCCCCAAAUUCUGCCUUUCUCACACAGAAGGACUUUUGUCUGGGGGCUGGAUGGAGAACAAGGCACCAUUGAGUCGCUGGCAGAGGAUUGGGGUCACUGGGAGGGGCAGGGCCAGGAAAGGGGUGGCUUCUAUUCGGCCACCAGCUGGACUCCAGACGACCCCCAACACGGUGGCGGGGGCAGUGGGGUGGAGCCCCAGGGGCACCAGGAUAGGGAGAGGCUGCUGCUGUGGGAGAGGGGAGUUAAAGGGAGUUUAGGGUCAAGGGUCUUCGGGGUCAGGAAAAGGACCCCCCACACCCCACUUCCCAUCAAGGCCUCCCUCCUUGAUGUAGCUCACCUAGCUGUAUUAGCCUGUGUUUCCUGGGGCAACUCCUGAGCUCCAGGCCCUAGCUAGGACAACGUUUCCUGCCUCUCCAGAGAGGAGCCUGCUCCCUCAGGGCGGUACCCAAGCGGCAAGCACAGAGAGAGUUAGAAACAGAGGAAGGACAGGGCUGGCAGAGGUCUGGGCAGGGAUGAAGUGCAGAGCAGCCCAGGUCCGCUCAGGAAAUCUUUGCACCCUCACCAAGCCACGAGUUUGAAUACCCCUGGGGGAAAAGAGCUAAAAAACAAAACAAAACAAAAUGACAACAAAACAAAACAAAAACGUUGGUGGUCCCAAGAGUAGGAUGGUGUCUCCCUCUGCUGGACACCAUAGAAACUACAUGCAUUGGAGCGUGGCAACUGGGUUGUGGGAAAGCUUGGGUCUGUGUCUUUCACUGCUUCACCCAGAUGCUAGAGGGUCCAGGUGAGUGUGAGGCCAACCAGCAGGCUGAGAGUGACUGUCUUGUCUGUGGUGAGCAGUACCCUGCGUUCAGAUGUCAGCAGAUCUCUAGGCAGCCUGACAAGGGACCAAAACUAGGUGUGUGUGCAUGUGUGUGCUUGUGCAGAGAUAAUGUGUCUCUGGAGAGUCACACUCAUGUGGGGAGGGGACCUGGAAAAAGACAAGAGAAGAGAUUCCUACUUCCACUCAUACUCAAAUGUGCUAUCUUCCUUCAGAGCUUACCUGGGGGGAAUGCCGGACAGAUGGCCUGGCAGUUCAGUGUUCUUUAAAGCUUGCUUGAAACUGUUAAGGGUAGGGCAGUCUGGCACACACCUGUAAUCCUGACAUUUGGAAGGCUGAGGCCAGAAGAAUUUGAGUAGGAGUCCAGCCUGGGCUACACAGCACGUCCUAGGUGUAGCCCAGGAUAUGUUGCAAGAUCCUGUCUCAAUUUGUUUGAAAUAUUAAGUACGAUAAAAUAAUCAGCUAAAACGAACAUACAGUCGUUGUUCCGUGUCUACACACAUUGCCAGGAUGCUCCUUAAGCAGCCAAAUGCUUGACUCUUCACGUCCCUUAUUUACAAUGCUAUAGUAUCUGUCCAGAACCUGGCCGUGUCUACUGGAGGUUUAAAAUACCUCCAGGGCACUGUAAUACUCGAUACAGUGAAGAUGCAAUAGCUGUUACUCUGUGUUGUUGUCCUGGCAAGUGUGUCCACCCCAGAGAGUGAUGAGUGCUGCCCGACACACUUGUAACAGAGACCAUGUUGCAAGGUCAAAAGGUCAGAUGUCACAAUCCCCACCCACCCACCCACCCCUGCAGGCGCA
This is a messenger RNA of Meriones unguiculatus (Mongolian gerbil), 7212 nucleotides long. It is a transcript of the gene Lgi4, whose product is annotated as leucine rich repeat LGI family member 4. Gene Ontology annotation, molecular function: protein binding. The transcript has 10 exons. Bases 3793 to 5397 code for a protein of 534 amino acids. NCBI's taxonomy places the organism in Eukaryota, Metazoa, Chordata, Mammalia, Rodentia, Muridae. The record is from RefSeq and is a predicted model, not a curated record. Gene Ontology annotation, biological process: neuron maturation; myelination in peripheral nervous system.